AAGACAGAAAAGCCCAUAUCAAAAAAAUAACCCGUGAGCUUCGUACUCCAAAAGGUGGUAUAUUCACUUCCAUUUUCUGCCUUAUAUUGACUGCUUCAAUAUCACAAGUUAUUCGUAUAUUUCUUGUAUCUAAAUUGAGAUUCAAGAAAAAAAAAGAGUUCUUCACAUCUAAGAUAGCAGUUUGUGUAUAGGUUUGGUAACUGGUCGGUGAUAAAAAAAAUUUCCUUAUAUGUUUAUAGAAUCUAGGAAAUUCAUGGUUUUCCUUUCGCAGAUUCAUUCAAUUCAAGAUUACAAAUUGUUGAUCAAAGAAGGCAGCUUUAUAAGUUGAGAUUGCAUUAGUCUGUAGAAAAAUUAUAUAUAUAUAUAUUGAGAGAGAGAGAGAGAGAGUGUGUGUGUGGAAAUUGGAAUGAGAGUGAAAUGGAUUUCUGGCCGGAAUUUCUUGCAAACAGUUGGGGGAGAGAAUUUGUGGCCGGUGGAUUCGGUGGCACCGCCGGAAUCAUCGCCGGCUAUCCGCUCGAUACGCUCAGAAUCCGGCAGCAGAGCUCCAGCAAAGGGACGGCGGCUCAAAUAUUCCGGCGCCUGGUGGCUGCGGAGGGCCCCUUUUCCCUCUACCGCGGCAUGGCCGCUCCUUUGGCUUCUGUAACUUUCCAGAAUGCUAUAGCUUUCCAAACAUAUGCAAUCCUUUCAAGAGCAGUAGAUGGGCACUGUAGUACCUCCAAUGAUCCACCCUCAUACAGAGGAGUCGCUCUCGGCGGCUUCGGCACGGGCACCAUCCAGAGCCUCGUCCUCAGCCCGGUCGAGCUGGUCAAGAUCCGUCUCCAGCUGCUCCGCAGCCCCACCGGCCCACGGGACGUGGCCCGGGGCAUACUCCGAGCGGAAGGCUUCCGGGGCCUGUACCGGGGCCUGACCAUCACGGUACUGAGGGACGCCCCGGCCCACGGGGUCUACUUCUCGACGUACGAGUACACGAGGGAGUGGCUCCACCCGGGCUGCAGGAAGGGCGGGUGCGAGUCGUUUGGGACAAUGCUGCUCGCGGGAGGGCUGGCGGGCGUGGCUAGCUGGAUCUGCUGCUACCCGUUGGACGUGGUGAAGACGCGGCUGCAGGCACAGUCGAGAUCGACGGAGAGAUAUGGUGGGAUAGUGGAUUGCUUCAGGCAGAGUGUGAGGGAGGAAGGGUAUCAUGUGUUGUGGAGAGGUUUGGGGACUGCGGUUUUGAGGGCCUUUAUUGUGAAUGGGGCUAUCUUUACUGCUUAUGAGACGGCGCUAAGGUGCUUUUUCCGGGCCAACGAUAGUCCGGCCACCAUUUAGGCCGGAGACGCCCGGCCCUUAGGUGCUUUUUCAGGGCAACGCCGGUGGUGCUGCUUGUGGUAGAAAGGGGAAAUUCUUGGAAUUGGAUUUAGUUUACUCUGGUUUUUAAUCUAUUGCUAUUAUCAAAUGUACUUAUAUAUCUUGUGAAGUUAGUUUCUUUUGUGUGUUUGAAUACUGAUGUAACUGAAAAAAUGAGUUCCCAACUGUUAAACUAGUUCACAGCAAAUUGUCUAUUAACAAGGCUAUGUUUAUACUUUUGA
This is a messenger RNA of Salvia splendens (bonfire salvia), 1568 nucleotides long. RefSeq names its product mitochondrial arginine transporter BAC2. The record is from RefSeq and is a predicted model, not a curated record. The transcript is spliced from 2 exons. Gene Ontology annotation, molecular function: transmembrane transporter activity. Gene Ontology annotation, biological process: transmembrane transport. NCBI's taxonomy places the organism in Eukaryota, Viridiplantae, Streptophyta, Magnoliopsida, Lamiales, Lamiaceae. Bases 418 to 1308 code for a protein of 296 amino acids.